CAUAUACCUGGUGACAGUCACAUCUCAGGCGGUGGGUGGCAGCACAGAGACUCUCUGUGCGCAUAUCCAUGAGCCCAAAGAGACACUUUCUAUAGUGGUGACUUUGAGCACUAACAAUCUCGAUCUGACCAUUCUACAACAGGGCUUCAUUAAAAAUGAUUUCUACAAAUGUGUUCCUUUUAAGGUCCCUGUAGUCACUGUAGAGUCUGUGGCAUCCGUCAAUGUUGCAAUCCAAGGGGCCGAAACAUCCCUGAAGAAAACCACUCAGAUCCUCAUAAAACCCCCCCAAAAUCUUCUUUUCAUCCAAUCAGACAAGCCUAUCUAUAAGCCUGGACAAACAAUUAAAUUUCGCAUUGUGUCUCUGGAUUCUGGUCUCUUGCCUCACAAUCAAGUGUUUCGAACUGUAGAACUCCAGGACCCUUAUUCAAAUCGCAUUGGUCAGUGGUUGAAUCAGGCCACAAGGAUUGGCAUUUUGGAUCUGUCCCACUCCAUGUCUCCAGAAGCUGCUCAGGGUUUCUACACGAUCACUGCUUGGGAUGAUAAGAACCAACAAAUAUCCAAACACUCCUUUGAAAUCAAAGAAUAUGUUCUGCCAAAAUAUGAAGUGAACAUCGAUUUUCCAUCCGUUAUAACGUCCAAGGACAAAAAGGUCACUCUGAAAGUUUGUGCAAAAUACACUUAUGGCAAGCCUGUGCAGGGGUCUGUGAAUGCUGAAGUGUGUGGCCACAGCUAUGAUAUCUAUGCGAGGAGACCUGGUUCUGAUCCUGACUUGUUAAAAAUAUGCAAGAAAUAUUCAAUGAUGACUGACAAGACUGGCUGUGGGUCUCGAGUGAUAGAUGUGACAGAAUUUGGCAUUAGUUCCAGUGGGUAUUUUACAGUGAAUUGUGUUGUGGAAGAGACUGGAACAGGGAUAACUACGCAGGUUUCUACCUCAGCUACGUUUACCGGGGGUUAUAUCUAUGUUAACUUUGAGGACACACCAGAUUCAUACAGGCCUGGCAUGCUCUUUAAGGGAAAGUGUGUGGUCACUGAUUCAUUUUCCAAACCAAUGAAAAAUGAGCCAGUGGUUGUAUAUGCAAAUUAUGGUAAUAAAAGUGACAAUGUGGCCCUGACGACAGACAUCAAUGGUACUGCCCACUUCUCCUUCAACACUCUGGAUUGGUCAGAACAACCUGUGCAAUUACAGGUCCGUUAUAAAGGAGAACAGACUGAUUCUCAGAAUUACCCAUCAAGCUAUAUCUACGUAAGACCCUUUCACUCCAAAAGUAAAAGCUUCCUGAUGUUGACGAAGGCUCCAGGGAAGCUCAGCUGUAACAGUGAUGCAACAGUGACGGCCAGUUACAUCAUUCAGGGCAAUGCACUGAAAACAGGCCAGAAAACCUUGGAUUUCUUCUACAUUGUCUUGUCCAGAGGCAGCAUGGCUCAAAAUGGUCGUCUGUCUGUGAGAGUGAACGCUGAGAAAGAAAACAAAGGAGAGCUGACAUUCACACUGAAGAAGAUGGCAUCUCUGACUCCAUACGCUCAGGUGGUGGUUUACACAGUUCUUCCCAACGGAGAAGCUGUAGCAGACAGUAUGAAUUUCCCCAUUGAAGAAUGUUUACCAAACAAGAUGUCCUUAAAGUUCUCGUCUCCCACUGCACUGCCUGGAGAGAGGACAUCUCUUAACCUGAAAGCCAGCCCUGGCUCCUUGUGCUCCGUGCGGGCCAUUGAUCAGAGUGUGCUGCUGUUGAGACCAGAGGCCGAGCUGGAUGCAGCCUCUGUAUGUUAA
Molecule: messenger RNA, 1768 nt
Organism: Sinocyclocheilus rhinocerous
Lineage: Eukaryota; Metazoa; Chordata; Actinopteri; Cypriniformes; Cyprinidae
Product: alpha-2-macroglobulin-like protein 1
Exons: 14
Molecular function (GO): endopeptidase inhibitor activity
Source: RefSeq, a predicted model, not a curated record